CACCACGUGGGCUCAUUUCCACGUGGUCAACCCGGAAGUUUGCACCGUGCGCCUCAUAUGUCAACAUCUGUCGGCUGCGCCUUCAUUUAGCAGGCUGCUCGACGCAGAUUUACAUCGUUUCUAAAUUUAAUUGCGCUGUCUUUAUACUUGUCUGAAGCGAUGGCUCAGGAGGCGGGCAGCUUAAAGGCGCAGCUUAAGGAGAAAGAAAAAGAGAUCGCUGCUCUCAAGAAUAGACUGGCGCAGCUUGAAAAGAGCCACGCCUCAGUGCCAGAGCUCCAGGACAAAGUGACACCACUCAGUCCCCUAACCACCAAACCAGCACUCAGCAACGAGGACAUCAUGCGGUACAGCAGACAGCUCCUCCUGCCCGAGCUCGGUGUAAAAGGCCAGCUGAAUUUAUCCAGGACGUCAGUGCUGAUUGUGGGCUGUGGUGGACUAGGUUGCCCACUUGCCCAGUAUCUAGCAGCAGCAGGCAUUGGGCGUCUCGGUCUGCUGGACUAUGAUGAAGUGGAGCUCAGCAACCUCCACAGGCAGGUUCUUCAUGGAGAGGAGAAUCAGGGCCAGGCUAAGGCUCUUUCUGCUGCUAGGGCAGUUAAAAGGUUGAAUUCCACAGUGGAGUGUAUUCCCUACCAUCUGCAGCUCUCCCCAGAGAAUGCCUUGCAGCUCAUUCAACAAUAUGACAUUGUGGCCGACUGUUCAGACAACGUUCCCACCCGAUAUCUGGUAAACGACGCCUGCGUGCUGAGCGGCAAACCUUUGGUGUCGGCGAGUGCUUUGCGAAUGGAGGGGCAGUUGACGGUGUAUAACUACCGCGGAAGCCCCUGCUACAGAUGCUUAUACCCAGUUCCUCCACCGCCUGAGACAGUAACCAACUGUUCUGAUGGAGGGGUUUUAGGAGUGGUUCCAGGUAUGAUGGGCUGCUUCCAAGCUUUAGAGGUCCUCAAAAUUGCUUCUGGGCAAGGCUCUUCCUGCGGUCAGCAGCUGGUGAUGUUUGACGCUCAGGGUUUCAGAUUUAGGUCCAUCAGGCUGCGGCCGAUGCAGGCUGACUGUGCCGUGUGUGGAGAAAGUCCCACGGUGACACAGCUGAUUGACUAUGAGGCCUUCUGCGGGUCUGCUGCCACAGAUAAGUGUCGUAAGCUUAACCUUCUGUCCAAAGAUCAGAGGAUCACAGUGCAGGAAUAUAAAUCAUUAGUGGAUAACUCAGGACCUCAUAUCUUGCUUGAUGUCCGCCCUAUUGUGGAAGUUGAUAUAUGCCACUUGCCGUUCUCUCUCAAUAUCCCUCUCUCCCGUUUAGAGCAGAGAAAGAGUGAAGAUAUCCGGUUGCUUCAGCAAAGAAUCAUCCAGCUGAAGCAGCAGAUGGCAGAUGACCACCAGCCGCCAGUUUAUGUCAUCUGUAAGCUGGGUAAUGACUCUCAAAAGGCAGUGCAGGUUUUGGAAAAGAUGAGCGGGUCAGAACUGGACAGUAUCACAGUGAAGGAUGUCUGUGGAGGACUCAUGGCCUGGGCAACGAAGAUCGAUCCAGCGUUUCCACAGUAUUAAUGCACUAUAAAAUUAUUUGCUUCUAAUAAACUAAUACAUUUUC
Girardinichthys multiradiatus is the source of this 1582-nucleotide messenger RNA. It is a transcript of the gene mocs3, whose product is annotated as molybdenum cofactor synthesis 3. Gene Ontology annotation, biological process: tRNA wobble position uridine thiolation; protein urmylation. The record is from RefSeq and is a predicted model, not a curated record. Gene Ontology annotation, cellular component: cytoplasm; cytosol. The coding region runs from base 160 to 1539 and encodes 459 amino acids. Gene Ontology annotation, molecular function: URM1 activating enzyme activity; adenylyltransferase activity; thiosulfate-cyanide sulfurtransferase activity. Lineage: Eukaryota; Metazoa; Chordata; Actinopteri; Cyprinodontiformes; Goodeidae. The transcript has 13 exons.